This is a messenger RNA of Coregonus sp. 'balchen', 35632 nucleotides long. NCBI's taxonomy places the organism in Eukaryota, Metazoa, Chordata, Actinopteri, Salmoniformes, Salmonidae. The record is from the annotation of a GenBank genome assembly.
GUACACUUGUUUGGGCUGACCUGGCACCUGCAGCCAGCGGAUGGGGAGUUCUAUGAGAAUGGACUCAGCAAACUGGACAGAGACUCAGAGAGCAUAGACAUUACCUUCACGCCCUUCGGUCUGCCCGGCCUCAACAACACCAACAAAGGUAAGCGGUGGUGGGCAAAGAUCUAUGUUAUGAAGCAUCCAGGGUUUGAUUCACAGUGUCAGACCACAGAACAAAAGCUAGAGCAAGGGCGAUCCAUGGGCUCUCUCAUCAUAUUUGUCUUCCUCUGUGUUUACAUAAGAAACCUGUUGUUUCAUAACCAGCGUGUUGGAUGCAAUAUGUUUCGACUGAUAAUUAUUUCCUUCUUGUGCGAUGCUUAUUGUGGUUCAGAUAAAAGAGCCGGUAGCUGGGUGGGUGGGUGAUGCACAGGUCAUCCCCGAGUUAAAACGCCUAGUGUUCACAGGGAAUUGCCUCCAUUAGCACGAUAAAGAUCUGAUUAUAUAAAUUUCCCACUUCCGAAAAAUAAACUCAUAGAAUCAUCGAGAUAGAAAUAUAGCAUUAUUCCAAUAACACCAGAUCAGCCCUGGGGUCCCAAAUACCGCAGACGUACAAUUCCAUAUCGGCAAUGAGUGAAAUAAUUCAGUUCCAUUCCACAUAAUUCAAUUCCAUUUCUAUAAGCACGUGAACCAGAAAAUGUUCUCUGCAACUAGGGCAAUGUUGAAGAGUAGAUUAAAAUCAAAUCAGUUAUGAAAAUAUUGGAUUGCCCCUGCAUAACCACAUAAUGAAUCUCAGUAAAAGCUUGGUGUCUGAGUUUCAAUAUUCCCAUAUCAUUGCCCUCUGACACAUCCAUCCUUUCUCUUACCAAGGGGAGGAAUAGGAAACACUGCAGGUAGUACUGCUAGAUUGAGACAGUAUAUAAGGCUGUGUGCACUCUGUGGCUAGUACAAUGCAGCCAACUGUGCUGGGUUACAUUAGCAUGCAUUGACUAUGAAGUAAUCAUGAGGAGCUUCAUGAGCAGUUAAUUAAAGUAAGAGAGCUUGGAUUAAUCCCCUAGCAGGCUAUAGCCCACAGCGUCAUCCUUAACUCUUUCAGACCAGAGGUCCUCCAGCUCCCCUUCUCAACCUCCCUGUUCUACGAAACAAACAGGAUUAGAAUGACAUGACAGUUUAUCUACUUUAGGCCUUUACCUUAGUAAAAGCUGAAACAAGGAAUUAUAACGAUUUAGAUCAUUAUUAUGUAUAGUUUCUAUCAUACUUAUCUUUCAUUGGCAUUUCUCACUUGUAGUUCUGGGAAUUUUCUUAGAACAUUAGACAUUUUUUUAUUGGACCUUCCCAUAGGAUGAUGUGUUGGUCCAGUCCCUAUAAUUGGUCCUCUGUAUUUGGUCUAAGUAUGUACAUCUUCUUUAGAAUAGCAAUCAGAUUAUUAUCAGCAUAGAUCUGAUGGAUGAAAGGGAAUAGAAUAGUCUCAAUCAACAGACAGACUCAAGUAUUAAAAGCUUGUUCUAUUCAGCUGUCCAAUUCUGAGGGAAAAUUAUAACUAAUUGAAAAGACGGUUUCAUUUCAUUGUGAAUGGAUUACUGGAAUAAUUGUUUUAUCAGGAUAACCCUUAGGCUAUGAGAAUUAAUUUGCUUGUAUGUCAGACUAUUUUGAAGCGCUUUUCUAAUUUAUUCCCCCCCCCUCCCGAACCCAGUGUAAGUGACAGGUGAGAUGGCCUGCAGUAGAGGCACCAGCUAGAUAUACCUUCAUUACCCUGUAAUGGGUUCUAUGGUGGCAGUGGCACAGACCAAACACCACCUCUCCUAAACAGUAUAACACAGCUAUACACAGUGAGUUAGUAAAUGCAUUCUGGUAGCAACAAAGUAACACUACCAUUACCUUGUCCACCUGCUCCAGUCUGGUGGCGGUUUCUCAACAAAAAAUGGCCUUCGUUUCUAUGAUUACCAAACCAAUCUUUUCCACAAGGUUGUCGAGGCUAACGUGUGAUCAAUCCAUGUCAUCGAUGUCUAGACAUAUAUGUACAUUUCAAUAACAGUUUAUGUUCCAUACAUCCAAUUUGUAAGUCGCUCUGGAUAAGAGCAUCUGCUAAAUGAUGUAAAUGUAAAUAAAAUAGAAACACAUUAAAACACGUGGAUUCCAGAGCUCUGUACAGUGAGUAAUGUGAAGAUAAGUAGACACCAAACAGAUAGAAUAUACACUCUUAGAAGAAAGGGUUCCAAAAGGGUUCUUCAGCUGUCCCCAUAGGAGAACCCUUUUUGGUUCCAGGUACAACCCUUUUUGGUUACAUGUAGAACCCUCUGUAGAAAGGGUCAAAAAGGAUUCUUCAAAGGGUUCUCCUAUGGGGACAGCCAAAGAACCCUUUAAGGUUCUAGAUAGCACCUUUUUUUUCCUAAGAGUGUAGCUUAAUGUGUACAGUAGAGCUGAACUGAUCUCAUGUUACCUGCCAGGAGAGAGGGAAUCAAUAAUGUGACACGCUGGUGUGUUGGCGUACCUGCCAGAGAGCAGAAACCAGAGGUUAUCAGCACAGAAUAAUUUUUUCAUGCCUUUUUCAUGCCUGUGGGAGGUGUUAGCACAAGCAUCCGGUAGCUCGCUGGUCUUCUCCUUCUCCACCAUAGUAUAACACCAUAUUAGAUGUGGUUGUUUUUUGUUUCUGUUCACAGUUGUGUAGCACCAGUUUGAGCAGAUGCAGGGUUUCAUCUGACAAUGAGGAUGGAACGUUUCCUAAAAGGACCGAGGAGGAUUUAUUAGUCGAGGCAAUGAAAUGAAACGGAUUAAAGUCAGCCUGUAUUUUCUCUCAUUAUCUGAUAGAGGUAGAGGGAUAGCCAAUAUCUAUGUGCAGCAACGAACGCUGUUCUCAUUUGUGUUUAUAUCCAUUUGUGCAUUUAUUUGCAUUUGGUGCAAAUUCACUGUGUGUGUGUGUGUGUGUGUGUGUGUGUGUGGGUGUGGGUGUGGGUGUGUGGGUGUGGUGUGUGUGUGUGUGUGUGUGUGUGUGUGUGGGUGUGGGUGUGUGUGGGUGUGGGUGUGUGGGUGUGUGUGUGUGUUUUACACCAUAUAGAUAAGGAGCUAUUCCAGAGGGGGAAAGCGAUAGACCGAGGGGAGGUGGACAUUGGUACCCAGGUGAUGCAGGUCAUUCCCCCAGGUCUGUUCUGGCGUUUCCACAUCACCAUCCACCACCCAGAGUAUGUCAAGUUCAAUGUCUCCCUGGCACGGGACGCCCUCUUGGGGAUCUAUGGGCGGAGGAACAUCCCCCCUACACACACACAGGUACUGUACCUCCUACCAACCACAUACACACAAGAGCACAACACCCACUCCCAUGUAAACAGUAGGCUCUUAUGUAUUCCCACUCCUGCAUACGCAAUGACUGAAACACCCCAAUACACAUAAGUAACUAAAUACACACCUGGGUCAUCUACACACUUGCACAGAUACACACCCACACAUGCACAGAUCCACACCAACCUCCAUGCUAAUGAGUGUACCCCUCUCCCUACGCACAACUACCUUUCCUCCAUCCAUCUGUCAUCCUUCAGUCUCACUCUUCACCCACAUGGAAACCCACAAUAAAAAGCUGGACCAAGCAGAUGUUGUGCCUUUAUGUCAAGUUUGAUCACUUCACCAAUCAGUGAAUUAGCUACGGUACUGUUGGCUACGUAACAGUACUUUUGUCAAAUGCAUAAUGAGCUUCAAUGUAUGUAGUUUAUUGUUAUGGAAUGAAUGCAAUUAAGGAAAUAUCUAGUGGAACUAAUGUGAUGUCAAUAAAAUGCCUAAACUCCCCAAUCACUGCUUGUUAGCAGAUAUUAUCUAAGAUUAACAGUUCCAAUCAUUCAAGAAAUUGAGAUCUGUCGUAAUUCAAUUAAAUACUCCUUAUUUAUGGCUCAUUUGCAUACUCAUUUUGCAUAUGUAGGUGCAUGGAUACAGACAAUUCAUUAAUGCUAAUUGAAAGGUUCCUUUCAAACACAGAUGUCCUUUUUGUUCUAUAAGGAUGCUCAUAAUCAUUAUAGUAAUCACACAUAUAUCCUGCUAACUGAACAUUAGACCAUAUUAAAGUCUCAGUGGGGCGGACUAAUCCCACACAAUCAUUAGAUGUCUCUGUCAGCCAGGUCAGCUGAUUCGGCUGAUCCCAGUUCAGUUUUUCGCCCCUGCAUGCAGUCACAUAUAUGUUGCCCCGGACCAUCCCUCAUUACAUCUGCUGAUAGAAUACCCAGCAGGUCAUGGGGCUGAGCACUCAGGGUCACGGCGAGACCGCCACACAAGCGACUUAUCUGUCACAAGGCUGUUUCACCGGCCUCAGCAAACCCAGCAGGCUUCCGCAUGAUGAAUCCUAAUAGGAUGUUUUUAGUCAUUAAUCUGAGUCAGUCCCCUUGGCGGCACGCACAGUUCAGACUUUUCUUUCAAGGAGAUUUUGUCACUAUUGGCCAUUUCCGCUUCAGUGUGACAUCAUUUGCAGAUCCCCAGCUGAAAGUGAAUAAUGGAGGGGCUGGGAUCGCCUCUUCUGCCUCCUCUUCUGCUGCUUUGCAUCACUGAUGAGUUGAAAUGCAGGAGGCCGAUGGCUAUGGUGCCCCAGCGGUUCUACUGAAUUACAAACAUCGUUUUCCUUUUGUUCCGUAGGGGAACAUUUGUCUCUCAUAAGACAACCUGAGUCAUAGAGUGAUUCUGAGGCCUGGGGGCAUGUCAUUGGAGUUACGGACCUGGCCUCACCCAGCCCUGGGUUUAUUAUUUAGGACGGGUGGAGGAGUGAAGACAGACGUCCCUCUGAGCCUGGCAGGCAGAAAGGCUUUGCUGCAUGCAGUCACCAGCCGAAUGCAGUGUAAUACCAGCCCUGGCCUAUGCUUAUCUCCAAGAGCACACACAAACAUGAGUGGCACUGGUGCAGCUAAGGCACUGCGUCCCGCUCCAGGCUACUGUCAUAUCCUACUCAUCUGGUAAUCCAGCAAUGCAGCAUGGGGCCUGUCUCCUUAUUACGCUCAUUAAGGGCAAAGUCAAAAGGUGGCUCGGGAGCUUUUGCAUAUGGUUAAGUUCAAGUUCUUUUAAGAUGGAUGACAGGAUAUGAUACGUUUUGGCACAUUCCCAGAGAUAGAUAUGUGUGCUGUGAUGUUGGAGGUACCCUGAUACACCCUGUCAGUCAGGGCAUGUCAGUAUGCCCAACCAGGAACUUGUGAUGUCCCAGCUUUUUACUCCCAAACCUUGGCUACAUAUUUAAUCGGAUGUUUUCUCUUCCUCCUGCAGUUUGACUUUGUCAAGCUCCUGGACGGGAAGCAGCUGAUCAGACAGGAGGUUCAGAUGGUAGCGGAGGAUUCCAACGCGUCGCCCAGGAACCUGAUCCUAUCCUCCCUCCAGGAGACAGGCUUCAUAGAGUACAUGGACGCUGGAACCUGGUACCUGGCUUUCUACAACGACGGAAAGAAAAUGGAACAAGUUUUUGUUCUGAGCACUGCCAUCGGUAAUUGGCUCCUCGUUAUGUAAAAAGUAUAAUAGGUGCUCCACAUUGUCAGACACUAAUGAAAAUUGCAUUGCCAUGCAAUCAUGUUUGGGAGCAGUAAUGAAGUCUUAUAAUUACUGCACAUGUACAGAAAAAUACAGUGCAUGUGACAUUAUUUCCAGGAAAAAUGUGUGCGAAACAAGCUGCCAUUUUAACAUCAAAAUGGUUGAGUUAUGUUGCUCGUUGCAAGGAGCUGCAGUCUGUCAUCCUUAAUUGAUUGACCUUUUGUCAACCGUCUGUAAGCCUCUGCUGAGAGACAAGACAAUGUAUUCCUCCUAAUGCUCUCUCUGCAGCCUCUCAUGGAAAUGAUUUUGCUCUGUCUUUUAAAACGCAUUGUUGUCUGAAAGGCAGUGCAAGAAUGGUGUCAGUUUUCAUUUUCUUCAUAAUUAUGUAAAAUAUCUGAAGAGUUUCUUUCCAAACGCUAUAUCCACCAAUAUUUCACGUUUUUUUAAUCAGAAACUAUUGCUUAUGGGUACCUUCAUGUGUGUGUUUACUAUUCUCAAAUGUUUUAUUCAUCAAUUCAUCAAAACGCUAUCUAUCCAUUGUUUAGCUUGAAUAUAAUGUUUGUAUCCUGUAUAUUUGACUGUGAUAUGUGGUUCUCUCACCUAGCUAUCUUAAGAUGAAUACUUUUACUGUAAGUCGCUCUGCUAAAAUGCUUUACGUACAUAUCUCAUAUUACUUUAUUGAGUUAUAAAAUAUAAAAAUUUCUUAAAAUAUUGAUGUCACAAAUUUAUAAUUUGUACAUUUCUUUAUAAAAAGUGUAGUUAUUUGUUACGUUUGACUGUGUAAAACCUAGCAGUACUACUUACAGGGUUGUAUUUCUUUGAGAGUGAGGCGGAUAUAUAGCACUUAUAUGUAGCAUUUAUAUAUAGUAUUUAUAUAUAGCAUUUAAAGGAUAUACAUUGCAUUUGGAUUAAAUUAUUUAUUUUUCUCAUCAAUACCCCAUAAUGACAAAGCAAAAACUGUUUUUUUGAAAUGUUUGCAAAUGUAUAAAAAACAUUUUAAAAAUAAUACCUUAUUUAUGUAAGUAUUCAGACCCUUUGCUAUGAGACUCGAAAUUGAGCUCAGGUCCAUCCUGUUUCCAUUGAUCAUCUUUGAGAUGUUUCUACAACUUGAGUGGCGUCCACCUGUGGUAUAUUCAAUUGAUUGGACAUGGUUUUGAAAAGGUCCCACAGUUGACAGAGCAAAAACAAAGCCAUAAGGUCAAAGGAAUUGUCCGUAGAGCUCUGAGACAGGAUUGUGUCGAGGCACAGAUCUGGGGAAGGGUACCAAAAAAUGUCUGCAGCGUUGAAGGUCCCCAAGAACACAGUGGUCUCCAUCAUUCUUAAAUGGAAGAAGUUUGGAACAACCAAGACUCUUCCUAGAGCUGGCCGCCCGACCAAACCUGGCCGCCCGACCAAACUGAGCAAUCGGGGGAGAAGGGCCUUGGUCAGGGAGGUGACCAAGAACCCGAUGGUCACUCUGACAGAGCUCCAGAGUCCCACUGUGGAGAUGGAAGAGCCUUCCAGAAAGAUAACCAUCUCAGGGUGGCCAGACGGAAGCCACUCCUCUGUAAAAGGCACAUGACAGCCCUCUUGGAGUUUGCCAAAUGGCACCUAAAGGACUCUCAGACCAUGAGAAACAAGAUUCUCUGGUCUGAUGAAACCAAGAUUGAACUCUUUGGUCUGAAUGCCAAGGGUCACAUCUGGAGGAAACCUGGCACCAUCCCUAUGGUGAAGCAUGGUGGUGGCAGCAUCAUGCUGUGGGGAUGUUUUUCAGCGGCAGGGACUGGGAGACUAGUCAGGAUCAAGGGAAAGAUGAACAGAGCAAAGUACAGAGAGAUCCUUGAUGAAAACCUGCUCCAGAGCACUCAGGACCUCAGACUGGGGCCAAGGUUCACCUUCCAACAGGACAAUGACCCUAAGCACACAGCCAAGACAACGCAGGAGUGGCUUCGGAACAAGUCUGGACUUGAACCCGAUCGAACAUCUCUGGAGAGACCUGAAAAUAGCUGUGCACCGACGCUCCCCAUCCAACCUGACAGAGCUUGAGAGGCUCUGUAGAGAAGAAUGGGAGAAACUCCAUAAAUACAGGUGUGCCAAGCUUGUAGCGUCAUUCCGAAGAAAACUCAAGGCUGUAAUUGCUGCCAAAGGUGCUUCAACAUAGUACUGAGUAAAGGGUCUGAAUACUAAUGAAAAUGUGAUAUUUCCGUUUUUUAUUUGUAAUACAUUUGCUAAAAUAAAAAAAUUAAAAAGGUUUUUGCUUUGUCAUUAUGGGGUGUUGUGUGUAGAUUGAUGAGGGGAAAAAAACAAUUUAAUCAAUUUUAGAAUAAGGCUGUAAUGUAACAAAAUGUGGAGGGGGGUCUGAAUGCACUGUAUAGCAAAUAACUUGAUUAUUUGUCUCUCUGAAACGAAACCAUCAAGUGGUAGAUUUUAAACAAAUACAUUUCUGUCAUUGAACAACCCAUGCCAUGAUUAGAUAGUGAAAAAACACACCAAUCUCUUUCAUAAUUUCUUUAAACAGUAAAAGCUCAUUCACUAACAUUUCUGAAAAUGGAUAUAUUGCGUUUUGGAAUGAAACUCUUCCUCUGUUACCUUAUUGUCACUCAUUCAACAUGUUAGAAUAUAAUAUGUCGUCAAGUGUGGUCAAACACACAUCCUUUAGUAGGGUGCAGGGCCGAAAAAAGUUGGUAUAAAAUAAAUAGAGCCCGCACACUCAAAGCUCCACCACAUACCUUUAUUAAUAAACACAUUAUAUGUCUCAAUGGAUGCAGAAAGUAAGUAAUAGUCUUCAUUAUACCCUGAGUUUGGCACCAUUUUUAUCCUAUGUGUUUCUGUCUAGCCCAUGGGAGGUUGUGUUGUUUACCACUGUCUCUGUGUCUGUAGAAACCAUGGACGGCUGCUCCACCAACUGUAAGGGGAACGGGGAAUGUGUAGCAGGUCACUGCCACUGCUUCACUGGCUUUCUGGGACCAGACUGCUCAAAAGGUAUAUUAAAAGAGAUUGAACAUGAUCUUAAGCACUUACAAAUUCGUAGCAUAUUGUAUGAAUUGGAAUUCGUAACAUAUCAAACGAAUUGGACAAAAAAAUAAAAUAUUUGCAGGACGUAAGAUAUCUUACUGACUUUGUACACAUUUGUGCAACAUUUUCGGGGACACGUUUUGGCUUGUGAGCACUUCCUUAAAAACUACUAGUUGAAAUGAUACAAAACCUUUAUUACGCACAUGCCUAGUAUUCCAAUGAAUUCAUACACAUGUCAAUGACAUUCUUGUGCAUAAUAUAACCUCACUUGGAGUUUUCCACAUACUAUUGGGUUUUUGGUCAGAUAGAGACCAUCAUUCAUAUUUUUCUAUCUACAGUGAGGGAAAAAAGUAUUUGAUCCCCUGCUGAUUUUGUACGUUUGCCCACUGACAAAGAAAUGAUCAGUCUAUCAUUUUAAUGGAAGGAUUAUUUGAACAGUGAGAGACAGAAUAACAAAACAAAAAUCCUGAAAAAUGCAUGUAGAAAAUGUUAUAAAUUGAUUUGCAUUUUAAUGAGGGAAAUAAGUAUUUGACCCCCUCUCAAUCAGAAAGAUUUCUGGCUCCCAGGUGUCUUUUAUACAGGUAACGAGCUGAGAUUAGGAGCACACUCUUAAAGGGAGUGCUCCUAAUCUCAGUUUGUUACCUGUAUAAAAGACACCUGUCCACAGAAGCAAUCAAUCAGAUUCCAAACUCUCCACCAUGGCCAAGACCAAAGAGCUCUCCAAGGAUGUCAGGGACAAGAUUGUAGACCUACACAAGGCUGGAAUGGGCUACAAGACCAUCGCCAAGCAGCUUGGUGAGAAGGUGAUAACAGUUGGUGCGAUUAUUCGCAAAUGGAAAAACACAAAAGAACUGUCAAUCUCCCUCUGCCUGGGGCUCCUUGCAAGAUCUCACCUCGUGGAGUUGCAAUGAUCAUGAGAACGGUGAGGAAUCAGCCCAGAACUACACGGGAGGAUCUUGUCAAUGAUCUCAAGGCAGCUGGGACCAUAGUCACCAAGAAAACAAUUAGUAGCACACUACGCUGUGAAGGACUGAAAUCCUGCAGCGCUCGCAAGGUCCCCCUGCUCAAGAAAGCACAUAUACAGGCCCGUCUGAAGUUUGGCAAUGAACAUCUGAAUGAUUCAGAGGAGAACUGGGUGAAAGUGUUGUGGUCAGAUGAGACCAAAAUCGAGCUCUUUGGCAUCAACUCAACUCGCCGUGUUUGGAGGAGGAGGAAUGCUGCCUAUGACCCCAAGAACACCAUCCCCACCGUCAAACAUGGAGGUGGAAACAUUAUGCUUUGGGGGUGUUUUUCUGCUAAGGGGACAGGACAACUUCACCGCAACAAAGGGACGAUGGACGUGGCCAUGUACCGUCAAAUCUUGGGUGAGAACCUCUUUCCCUCAGCCAGGGCAUUGAAAAUGGGUCGUGGAUGGGUAUUCCAGCAUGACAAUGACCCAAAACACACGGCCAAGGCAACAAAGGAGUGGCUCAAGAAGAAGCACAUUAAGGUCCUGGAGUGGCCUAGCCAGUCUCCAGACCUUAAUCCCAUAGAAAAUCUGUGGAGGGAGCUGAAGGUUCGAGUUGCCAAACGUCAGCCUCGAAACCUUAAUGACUUGGAGAAGAUCUGCAAAGAGGAGUGGGACAAAAUCCCUCCUGAGAUGUGUGCAAACCUGGUGGUCAACUACAAGAAAUGUCUGACCUCUGUGAUUGCCAACAAGGGUUUUGCCACCAAGUAUUAAGUCAUGUUUUGCAGAGGGGUCAAAUACUUAUUUCCCUCAUUAAAAUGCAUAUCAAUUCAUAACAUUUUUGACAUGCGUUUUUCUGGAUGUUUUUGUUGUUAUUCUGUCUCUCACUGUUCAAAUAAACCUACCAUUAAAAUUAUAGACUGAUCAUGUCUUUGUCAGUGGGCAAACGUACAAAAUCAGCAGGGGAUCAAAUGCUUUUUUCCCUCACUGUACCAGUGUCAAAUUAUUCUGCAGUGAAGUGGAAUCAUUCAUAUAUUAUGGAAAAACCACAUGAUUUCAAUUUUAUUUCACAUGUGAAACCAUGUGUUUUUGGAACACUUCACAUGCAAUGAUAUUUCACAUGAUGUUCCACAUGUGGGUUUUUCACGUGAUCACAUUACCUUCCACAUGUGGAUUCACAGGUCAUGCCCUGCAAACAUAAAUGUAUCGUUAGGAUACACACACAAACAGUGCUUUUAACAUAGUGUUUUUUCAACUGAAAUAUUUGACACACUUUGACAUACAUGAUUACAUUGUGUAUGUUUAUUUAUACAGUCAUUAUUAUUCAACAUGUACUCACCUGGGAUAUGAUCUCACAACCUCUUGGUUAACAGCAUUCCGAUUUUCUUGCUACUCCACUGUCUGUGUCAAUGACUGAUUUCACCUGUAUUUCCUACACUUUUACACUUCAAAGUAAAUCUCAGCUUUGUUACAAAUACACUCAAGAAAAACUAUUAUAUUUAUCAUAGUGAUUCAGGUGUAACAUUUAAAUAGAAUAAUAUGCCCCACCAACAUUAGACAACUAUACAGAAAACGCUCAAAUUGCUGAAAUAAGUAAAUGAAAUCAUUGAUGAGAGAAUAGUCAUAUUAACUGAUAACUAAAAUAGCAGUGCAGAUGGCACUGAUGUAUUAUAGGUAAUGAAUGUCUGGGGGAAUGAUACAGACUAUGGUGCAGCAGAAAGAUCAACGUACCCCAAAUGUCACUGAUUAAAGAUGUGUUUUACUAUUUUAGCUGAACAGCAUACCACUUACUGUAAAACCCCAUAUCAUUUCAUUCCCUUACCAAAAAAACACCUUUCACAUGUCAAAUUUGCAGUUUCAUGUGUCAAAUUUGCAGUUUCAUGUGUGAAAUCACAUUUUCACGUGAAAAACGUUCACAUGUUAAAAUAAGUGCUGAGCGAUUAACCGAAAUGUCAGUUAGUUUUCGUUUUUUAAACAACUAAUUGACCAACAGCUGUUCAAUUAUUUGAAUUCCAUUUAGUUCUUCUUUUUUCUGUGAGCUCAAUGCACACAUUGCACAGUUUCUCUAGAUAUAAAUCAGAUCCAGCCUGAACUGUGUGAUGUAGUAGGGAGUUGUAGUUUCAACAGGCUAAUAUUCGACAUAGUUUAGGGCAAAAAACAUGGUAAUCUCUUUCUUUUACGCCUGCUACGUUAGGUUAGUGUGGGUCAGACACGGAGAUGGAGAAAAGAGACAGAAGACUGCGCGAUCGAGAGGGAUAGAGAGCAGUUGCUUCGCGAGUUAUCGCUACCUGAAAGUACAAGUGAUUGAUAGUUGGUAUUUAGCAGUCAUAAAAGUAUGCCUUAUACUAAAAUAGUGAUUUUGUCAGACAGCAUAGGUAGCUCUAUAGAGAUGAGAUGAUGACUUGGAAUUAAAUAAUAAAGUAAUCAAAUAAAUGUAAUGUAAUAUACACAACAACUGAAAUAUUUUAUUAAAGUAAUGUGAAUGAAUGAUGGUUAAUAAGUGAUAAGCAGUAAUGGGCAGUCACUACCAUCAGGUAGCUUAGUGGGUAAGAGCGUUGUGCCAGUAACCGAAAGGUCGCUGGUUCUAAUCCCCGAGCCGACUAGGUGAAAAAUCUGUUGAUGUACCCUUAAGCAAGGCACUUAACCCUAAUUGCUCCUGUAAGUCGCUCUGGAUAAGAGCGUCUGCUAAAUGACGUAAAUGUAAUUCUGUGUUGUUACAGCAUUCAACUUACAUAGUACAUUUAAUGUAAAAAAUAAAUAAUCAAAACCGAAGUUGAAAACUGCGAUUAUUUUUUAAUAAUCUAACCGAAACCGAACCGACCUCAAAUCAGCACUACUUAAAAUCUAUAUCUCAAAUGUGGAAUUACAUUUUCACAUGUGAAAAACUUAUCACAUUAACUUGACAUAAGAUCACUUGAAAUUCAUGUGUUUUUUCUGUAUGGGUACUGUUUUAUUAAGCCUGGUGCUUCGCAAUGGAUGCUGCCAAUAUUAUCAAUGCCAAAAGCCAUUCUGAAUGAGAGUAUUUUUAUUGUCUCUGAAAAUUAUUUACAAUCUUUGCAUUAAUUGAGGAUAGCAAGUGGUGAUUUGAGAUCCACUUUGUGGUCAAAGUGGUCUCUCUCUGCCCAGGCCGACCAGCUCAGGUCGAAAGCCUUAAUCUGACUCUGCCUAAAUCUGAGGUCAGGGAGCCACUGUAGCAAGCAUAAUGUGUCUAUUACUGUUCCCAGUGUGGAACUGGGACAUAUUAUGGAGACUAAUGGACAGGCCAGGGUCUGUAAGGUAUAGCUUCCACACUGCAACUGUACAAAAACAGACGGACAGACUGGAGGCAUGAGAGAUCAGAGAAGAUCAGAGGAGAUCAGAUCAGAGGAGAGGAGAGGAGAAUGGAGUCAUGUUCUCUCACAUACGUUUCAAGACACUGGAAAAUGGUUCACAAUGAGUGCCUAUACAGUACAUGUAGCAUAGGAAUGCAAGACAAUGUGCAAAUGCAGUAUGUUAGUGAUAUGAGUUGUGUUUAGACUACACACCAAAGGGUUAACGGCAUGUGAACAAAGAUCUCUAUUGAAUCUAUUUAUACAGCACAGUACGUUCUGCUCUGAUGUUUACUAUGUGUCUCCAUGCUUCAGCCUCUGAGGCUCUAAGCUUCUUCCUCAUUUUGUAAAUAUCAAUUUUCAUGCUAAGGCACCGAGUUGUGGAGGGGCCUUGGGAAAUAGAGGGGGGUGUUGGAGGGAGACACAGCCGCUGCAGCGCCACGCAGCAGCUACUGGAGUUUGACUCAGGUGCCACUUGAGCAAAAUUGAAGUGCUUGAGAGAUUAGGUGGAUUUCACAGGAAUAGGGUCUGAGUGGGGUUGCAUGGCCUGUGCCCAGCGGAGGGGAGAGUACUUACAGCACUAUCAUCAGGGGGAGAGGAUUAGGUGACUUCAGCUGCAUGCUUAUUAGUGAGAUAUUGGUGAUGGGUGAAACCUGGAUAUGGCUCGUGGGGACAUCGCCACUGGGGUCUCAGGGUGAGCGCUGACUAGUACCUUCAUGUGCUGGAAUGACACAAACAGCUUUAUAAUUCACAUCUUAGACAGCAACCUGUUUUGAGUUUAGGUUUUGAAUGUUAACACGUCAAAGCACUAAUGCAUACAGUACAGUAUUAGAUGUAUUUUCUUUACACCACAGUAUUUCUUAAGGCCUACUGUCUUCAUGUGCUUUCCUUGCAGACUCGUGUCCUGUCCUGUGCAGUGGGAAUGGAGAUUAUGAGAAAGGUUACUGCCAGUGUCACCCGGGCUGGAAGGGCCCAGAGUGUGACAUCCAGGAGGACCAGUGCAUCGAUCCCACCUGCUCCAACCACGGCACCUGUGUCAACGGCAUCUGCAUGUGCAGCCCAGCCUACAAGGGCAACAACUGUGAACAAGGCAAGGAUCCUGUCCUAAUAAUAAUCAUUAUCACUAUUGACACAGGCAAAGGGAUAGGAUACAGUUGCAUUUAGCCAAAGAGGUUUGGUACAUCCCAUUCCCAUAGUGCAACAGAGGCAUGCAACUGCAUUUUGUUUAAAACCAGAAAAGCCACUAGUUGUUAGUUCAGGGCUCUAACCACUAGCCUAACCAGUGUUCUGUUUGUUGUUGGGUUUUGCACAAGGACACACCAAAGUGUUUGCUAGACUGUCUGAUUAGGCCUACUAUUUAACGACAGCAACAAUAAAUCCAGUAUCCUCCUUUCACAUCAUUUUAAUUAUGGGGAGAGUUUUUGUGUGCAAAAUCAGAUUGACCCAAUAGAUUAUCCUCUACAUACACACAAACAGCCGCUCCCCGCUUUUCAUGCACGUCAUGAAGAAUGCUUAGGAUGAAACAGCCAAAUCAAUUGAUUGUCCUUAGGUAGUUGUAUCCAGUGGGGUAAUUAUUGGCUUUGUCUGAGAUAUCCGUGCUAGAGAAUAACCUUGAGCCAAUGAGCCUGUGACUAGGAUCCAGCCUGCAAGCCUUGUGGUAAUUACUGUUAACACUGCAUACAUUUUUCUUUUUUCUUUUUUGUAGCGUGCAUUAGUUGGGUGGGUGGGGUUGUUCUGAAGUGUAUCAAUAACUAAAUGGGAUCAAUUAGCUCCAGACAUGGAUUGAAGCUGUUUAUUGUUCAUUCUUUAUGAGAAUCUUGUGUAAAAGCUGCAGACGUUUCCAUGUUCUUGUUGUAGAUGGCCAUGUUUUCCUCACGGUGCGACAGGUUCUCCGUAAUAAACCAUUCACUGCUAGGACACGCUGUUCUCGCAAGGUUGCAGUGACACUGUUAGAAUAAACACCACUGAAGUACACAGACAAUGUGUUAAAUCAGCUAGGUGUGAUGGGGGUAGUUUGUGUCAGUACCUACCCAUAGAGGACAGAUGUGAUGGAGGUAGUUUGUGUCAGUACCCACCCAUAGAGGACAGAUGUGAUGGAGGUAGUUUGUGUCAGUACCUACCCAUAGAGGACAGAUGUGAUGGAGGUAGUUUGUGUCAGUACCUCUACCCAUAGAGGAAAGAUGUGAUGGAGGUAGUUUGUGUCAGUACCUCUACCCAUAGAGGAAAGGAAAUGCAGAAGCUGAGAUGAUUCAAACAAUAUACAGAUGGUCAGGGAGGGGCAUGAAAUAUUUACUCUGACACUUUUUCUCUCACCCUCUCUUUCUCACUGUCUCGCUCACUCGCUCCCUCCCUCCACCCCCCUCUCUCUCACCUCCCUGGUUCUGCAUGACCAGUGGACUGCCUGGAGCCUCAGUGUUCUGGCCAUGGUGUGUGUGUGAAGGGGGAGUGCUUGUGUUCAACGGGGUGGGGCGGCCCAGACUGCGAGAGCCCCCUGCCAGCAUGCCAGGAGCAGUGUUCAGGCCAUGGGAAAUACCUGCCAGACUCUGGCACCUGUACCUGUGAUUCCAGCUGGACUGGCUCCGACUGCUCCACCGGUGAGUACAAGAACCAUGACGUACAUACAACCUACAUACCAAAAAUAGAGAUAUAAUAAUAAUAAUAAUAUGCCAUUUAGCAGACGCUUUUAUCCAAAGCGACUUACAGUCAUGCGUGCAUACAUUUUUUGUGUAUGGGUGGUCCCGGGGAUCGAACCCACUACCUUGGCGUUUCAAGCGCCGUGCUCUACCAGCUGAGCUACAGAGGACCACAUAUACAUGUCUCUUAUCUCUAUACAAUAUGUUUUUUCCUACAUACAGACACACACACACCUUGAAUACAGUGCCUUCAGACUGUUACCUCACAUAAACCAUUACCUCACAUUCAGAGUCGGAAUGUCCACUCCCAGACACUUAGAGGGGAGCCUUUGGAGUUCAAUCACGUCCUUAACCUCUCAUAAAAGGUUUACGUGUAGUCAGGCCCACACUCUUUUCUGUCUGGCUGUGAUUUAAAUGACUAAAUUGUGUCUGCUGUACAUGACUCUAACUUUUGGUCUUACCUCUGACUGAGUAACACAGACCCUGGCCAAUGUGUUUUUCUGCUUGUAAUGAUCUGCCAGCUCCUAGCAGAAGGAGACCUUCACACACCCAGCAGCCGAUCAGACAAAUUAGCAAUCAUUUCUCUGACACGCUGCGUGUAAAUUGGACUGCGCACCAUGGCUUCCAAUUCAGCCAAAUGCACUUCUUGUUUCUUUAUCAAUACUUGCAUAUGCAUUGUUGAAUACUAAUGAUUGUUUUAAAAGUAUUCAUUUUUUAAUAUGCCUCCUCCAGGGAACAAUAAUGCCAUGGUUAGGAUUCAUCCCGAGAUAUGCUCCUUUGUACAAUUUAAAUCUGUUAUUUUUAGCAUAGGUGUUAUCUGUUCAUCAGAUUUUUGUAUUUAGGUCACCUUUCUGGCUGUUUAUACAGAACAAAUUAAAGUUUUCUUCAUUGCAUUGGAUUAACAUUCACUUCACUGCUACACUUGAAAAAGUAGAAAAUGUCUAUGCAUUUAAUUUGACUGUCUGCCUCCAGAUGAAAAAGUCUGCACUUCAUUUGACGUGGGAACUUGUUCGUAUUUAUUCAUGGUGAACGGCUGUCUCUUACUGAAAUGUUUAAUUUAUUUAUUUGAGCCAGAGGACAUUGAUAACAAGAGUUGCCACCAAUGACUGUAUGGUUCCUACUGAUAACAGACAGCGUUAACACAGUGGUUGUAGAAACAUCUCAGAGAAGCUGUUCUGACUGAGGCUGUGGGAGAUGAUGCUGGAUAUUCUUCUGUGCUGUUUGUCAUCUUUGUCUAAAAGUUGUUUUGGUUUUGUUCAGCCAGUGAUACAAAUGUAGAUCUCAUUAUAGGGUUGUGACGGUCAAUGUUUUUUGGGUGUUUUGGCAAAGCAGGAAGUAAAAUAUGUGCUAAAAUAUGUGCUGUGAUAUGUUGAUUCAACUCAACUGAUAUUACAAAAAAAUACAUUCCAUUGCAUGAGCCACAUCAGUUAACAUAAUUUGAACAUUCUACAUUACCAUAGAAAUUACUACAUCACAAUACCAGGCAUCCAUUGCGAGUGUACCCAUGAGUUUACCAGUCAAAUUGCCAGGGUAGAGGUUCCAUGCUCGUUUUAGUCAUUCAAUUUCUAUGUGUGCCAUAGCCGCGGCAAAAUGUUUUGAGUUGGGGGUGCUGACCACGGUGGGCUGGACAGCAACAUAAUAAACUAAAGCACUGAUCAUUGUGAACGAACUCAGAAUGACUGCUAAGGCUUUAUCAAUCAAUUAAAUAGGUAGCCUAGCUUACAAAACUAAAACAAUCCGUUCAAAUCAAAAGGCCUGAUUAACAUGACAUCAAAAACGCAGCCACAUCCCGAGUCCCCGGUGCCGACACAUUCAGAAAUCAAAAGAUGGUUUAGUAUUUAGUUUAAAAGCUCUGACGAAGGCCAAGAGAACAUGAAACACUUUUCAGUGAGAAAACAGAAAUCCACUUCGGGUAAAAAAAUUAAUGUAAAAUGCAUCAUAUCAGCUGUAUUUUGAAAGUUAUUUAUCUUGACAACUUGAUUGCUGACAUGGAAAAUAUUUUGGGACUAUAUCAAUGGACUAAUGGAAAAUGCCAAAAGUUCGUUUUUGGGUGGAGUUUUCCUUUAAGCUCACAAAUCAAACACAGGGCAAAAAGAAAACCACAUUUUGCGGGUGUUAUCUAAAAAGGGAACAAUUUUAGCAAUAUUAAGAAAAUGACACCCUGUUAAAAGGGAGAAAACGGUGAGCAGUCAUAUUGAUGAGAAAGACGCACCUGUUUCGGUAGCACGAGUCGCAGCUCAAAUGGUGCUUGCAGUCCUUCAUUUAGCAAAUUAGGUAGGCUACCUAAUAGCUAAAGAUGUUCUAUUAUAUUGCUCAGUGUCACGUCCGUCGUCUAAAGGAUUGGACCAAGGUGCAGCGUGGUAUGCGUACAUAGUCGUUUAUUAUAUAAACACAGACAAAAUAACAAAAUCCACCAGAACGUGACGUUCAAAAGGCUAAACAUCCAACAAGCCAAACUGAAACAAGAUCCCACAACAUAGGUAGGCAAAAUGGCUACCUAAGUAUGAUCCCCAAUCAGAGACAACGAUCGACAGCUGCCUCUGAUUGGGAACCACACCCGGCCAACAUAGAAAUACACAUUCUAGAUAAUCACAUAGAAAUUCACACCCUGACCAAACCAACUAGAGAUCUCUAUGUCAGGGCGUGACAGUACCCCACCCCCAAAGGUGCGGACUCCGGCCGCAAAACCUGACUCAUUAGGGGAGGGUCCGGGUGGGCAUUUAGCCUCGGUGGCGGCUCCGGCUCCGGGCGCGACGUCAAACUUACUGACCUCUCCUUUUCUGGCUCCCCGUUGCACGCCUGGUCCGGUCUGGACCCUGGUGUGGGAGGCCCCGACCCUGGAGAGGGGCUGACGUCUGGGCCUGGACCGGAAAUCCUCCCGUGAUGCACCAAGCCCUGUCUGGACCCUGGUGUGGGAGGCCCCGACCCUGGAGAGGGGUUGACGUCUGGUUCUGGCUCUGCAGUCCUGUCUGGACCCUGGUGUGGGAGAGUAGACGACCGGACCCGGACUCGGCACCGGUGGAGCGGACUGCUCUGGCACUGGAGUGGAGCAGCUGACCGGAGCUGUGAAGGCGCCCUGGCGGCACAGUGCGCAACGCCGGUGCAUAGCCUGGUGCCUGCACGGUCACACACUCCUCAAAGCGAGUGCGGGGAGUUGGCUCUGCUCUGCAACCUGGCUUCGCCAGCAUCUGCUCUAAGUACUGAACUCUCUGCUGCUGAAGGGUUAACUCCUCCCUCAGCUCCUCCAGUGCAUCCACUGACUCCAUCUCCCUGUGAGCCUCCUGUAGCACCUCCCUCUGAAGGGAGAUCUCCUGCUCCCUCUGAGCUAACAGCCCCCGUAAGGUGGUGGUCUCCUCUCCUCUCUGUGCUGAGCUGCAGGUCUUGGAGGGCCUCUACUAUAGCGGCCUCCUCCUCCUCCACAGUCAGCCUUUUCACGGCCUCCUGCUGCUUCGUCGACCACCCCGUGUGCCCCCCCCCCCAGGUUGCCUCUCGGGCCUCCUUCGUCGUUGUGCACUUCGGCGUCGCCGUUGAUCCUCUCCUGCCUGGGCUUCUUCCUUUGCCCAGGGUCCUUUACCGGCUAAUAUCUCCUCCCAUGUCCAAAAUGUCUUCCCCACCUGUGUCCAGGGUGUCUGCUCCUCCUGGCCACACUGCUUGGUCCGUUGGUGGUGGGAUCAUCUGUCAUGUCCGUCGUCUAAAGGAUUGGACCAAGGUGCAGCGUGGUAUGCGUCGUUUAUUAUAUAAACACAGACGAAUAACAAAAUCCACCAGAACGUGAAGUUCAAAAGGCUAAACCUCCAACAAGCCAAACUGAAACAAGAUCCCACAACAUAGGUAGGCAAAAUGGCUACCUAAGUAUGAUCCCCAAUCAGAGACAACGAUCGACAGCUGCCUCUGAUUGGGAACCACACCCGGCCAACAUAGAAAUACACAUUCUAGAUAAUCACAUAGAAAUUCACACCCUGACCAAACCAACUAGAGAUCUCUAUGUCAGGGCGUGACACUCAGCUCAGUUUCUGAUUAAUAAACAAUAACAUUCAAGUAAAACCCAGCCCUGAAACGAAAAUAAUUUACACAUCAUUUCAUAGGAAAAAACACGUCAUUGGCACAAAGCAGGCAGUUCGGUUUUGUCACUUCAACCCCAAAUAUAUCAUACUUUGACUUAAACGGUGACUUAUUGCCCGACCAUCCCGUCUUCAGUCAGCUGUUCGUUCCACACCAUUAAAAAAUAUAGAUUCUUAUUUUUAACGGUUAUGACUGUUAUUUUAUUUUCAUGACGGUCUUCAUCCAUAACCGUCGGUUACACGGUUAUACGGUACUUGUGCCAGCCUAACUCAUGUAGCAGCCAGAUCACGAAGGAGAUCAGGUUCCUCAGUAGCCCAGGGACAGGUUUACAGAUUAGCUGCCUUCUGCUAGCUGCCACACAACAACACACUAAUACACCCUACUGCUGGUGUUACCAAUUAUGAUAUACAGUGAGGGAAAAAAGUAUUUGAUCCCCUGCUGAUUUUGUACGUUUGCCCACUGACAAAGAAAUUAUCAGUCUAUAAUUUUAAUGUUAGGUUUAUUUGAACAGUGAGAGACAGAAUAACAACGAAAAAAAUCCAGAAAAACGCAUGUCAAAAAUGUUAUAAAUUGAUUUGCAUUUUAAUGAGGGAAAUAAGUAUUUCACCCCCUCUCAAUCAGAAAGAUUUCUGGCUCCGAGGUGUCUUUUAUACAGGUAACGAGCUGAGAUUAGGAGCACACUCUUAAAGGGAGUGCUCCUAAUCUCAGCUCGUUACCUGUAUAAAAGACACCUGUCCACAGAAACAAUCAAUCAAUCAGAUUCCAAAUUCUCCACCAUGGCCAAGACCAAAGAGCUCUCCAAGGAUGUCAGGGACAAGAUUGUAGACCUACACAAGGCUGGAAUGGGCUACAAGACCAUCGCCAAGCAGCUUGGUGAGAAGGUGACAACAGUUGGUGCGAUUAUUCGCAUAUGGAAGAAAUACAAAAUAACUGUCAAUCUCCCUCUGCCUGGGGCUCCAUGCAAGACCUCACCUCGUGGAGUUGCGAUGAUCAUGAGAACGGUGAUGAAUCAGCCCAGAACUACACGGGAGGAUCUUGUCAAUGAUCUCAAGGCAGCUGGGACCAUAGUCACCAAGAAAACAAUUGGUAACACACUACGCCGUGAAGGACUGAAAUCCUGCAGCGCCCGCAAGGUCCCCCUGCUCAAGAAAGCACAUAUACAUGCCCAUCUGAAGUUUGCCAAUGAACAUCUGAAUGAUUCAGAGGAGAACUCGGUGAAAGUGUUGUGGUCGAUGAAACCAAAAUGGAGCUCUUUGGCAUCAACUCAACUUGCCGUGUUUGGAGGAGGAGGAAUGCUGCCUAUGACCCCAAGAACACCAUCCCCACCGUCAAACAUGGAGGUGGAAACAUUAUGCUUUGGGGGUGUUUUUCUGCUAAGAGGACAGGACAACUUCACCGCAUCAAAGGGACGAUGGACAGGGCCAGGUACCAUCAAAUCUUGGGUGAGAACCUCCUUCCCUCAGCCAGGGCAUUGAAAAUGGGUCGUGGAUGGGUAUUCCAGCAUGACAAUGACCCAAAACAAGCGGUCAAGGCAACAAAGGAGUGGCUCAAGAAGAAGCACAUUAAGGUCCUGGAGUGGCCUAGCCAGUCUCCAGACCUUAAUCCCAUAGAAAAUCUGUGGAGGGAGCUGAAGGUUCGAGUUGCCAAACGUCAGCCUCGAAACCUUAAUGACUUGGAGAAGAUCUGCAAAGAGGAGUGGGACAAAAUCCCUCCUGAGAUGUGUGCAAACCUGGUGGCCAACUACAAGAAACAUCUGACCUCUGUGAUUGCCUACAAGGGUUUUGCCACCAAGUACUAAGUCAUGUUUUGCAGAGGGGUCAAAUACUUAUUUCCCUCUUUAAAAUGCAAAAUCAUUUUAUAACAUUUUUGACAUGCGUUUUUCUGGAUUUUUUUGUUGUUAUUCUGUCUCUCACUGUUCAAAUAAACCUACCAUUAAAAUUAUAGACUGAUCAUUUCUUUGUCAGUGGGCAAACAUACAAAAUCAGCAGGGGAUCAAAUACUUUUUUCCCUCACUGUAUAUAUGGAGAAGAAUGGGAACACAGUGUCAAUAAAAUAUUAUGGAAGCCUCCACCCUUUAGAUUAUAGUCUGCCUGUCAUAUCAAUUUCUGCUCAUCUUCAUAUUAUUAAUGCUUCUGUUCCUAGAGUCAAGUAGUGCUACAUGCCAAGCCUGUAUUUAGGUUGGGUGAAACCCUGAGAGGUGGGCUGCAUAUUAAGACAUUCCUCAAAAGGAAAAGUAAUCCCUCUUUCUUCAUUACUUUUCCUAUCAAUUAUGUUUUCAGUGAUGGCCAAAAGGCAAAACAGCACGUGUGGAGGUUAUUUAGCUUUCCAAUGAAUUGAAUCUUGGAGCAGUGUGGUGCUUCGGUUUCCAUAACCAUGAAAGAAUUGUGCAUUCACUCAACCCACACUUUUUUUCUAGCCUUCCAAAGCAAAGUUCAGUUUUUCGAUCCAAAAGUGAAAAUUGAUUUUGUGUUCAGUCAAGUGAAUGCAGAAUUACUUGUAAUGUUGACUGUGUGUGACUGUACUGACUAUAUCAUUACAAUGGAGUAAACCUACUGUAACCUGACUGUAACACAGUGAAGUAGUCUAUAUGUAUCAAUGUGUUGUUUGUGAUUUUCUGAAACAUAGAAAUUCAAGCACAUCGAGGAUAAUGGCAACAUUCAACCGUUACUAUAAAAUUGUGUUAGACGGCAAACAUGUUGAAUUCCAUUGUAAGCAGUUGCAGAGAAAAAAUGAAUAGAAAUGUCAUAUACUUAAUGGUAGAAAAAUCGAGAUUAAUAAAAUGCAAAUGAAGUGGUUAUGGCAUGAUUAAAUAUGAUGGAUAUUUAAAUGAGAAUGCCUUUUUCAUGUGUGGGGAUAAGUGGCCUUUCAGCGCCCGCAGCUCUUUCUUCUCUCUGCUGAUUGGCUACUUGCUGAUAGGAUGUACUCUCCGUAUUCCACAGAAAUUAUUCAUUGAAUAUCAUUAAACCUCUAAAACUUUAAGCAUUGAAUGUAUUAUAACUGCACCUGCAGCACUCGACAGAGUUAGAAAGUAUUGCCUGUUCUGUAUUAUAACAAACAAUUUUCUAUUCAAAAUUCAAGUUUCAUGUCAUGAGUAGGUAGAGUUAAGAAUAAGAAUGGGGUUUUAUAAUAUAACAACAUAUAAUAUUCCUUUUUAAAAUAUUCAUUUUUUGAGUUCUAUUAGAUGAACUUGCAAGACUUGCAAGACAAGAUUAGAGUCUAGGAUCCUGAAUUAAUUCAUCGGAAAUGAUCACAAGUAUUUUGGGAGCAAUAAUGCAGCUGGCCUUUGACAUGUCCAUCUGGCCUGUGUAGAGGUGUACUGUCUGUUGCCCAGUGCAGUAAGACCCCUGCCUGUCUCUCUCUCUGUCCGUGUGCAGAGGUGUGUCCGGUGCCCUGCAGUGCCCACAGUGUGUGUGUGGGAGGGAAGUGCCAGUGUGAGGAGGGCUGGGAGGGGCCAGGCUGUGACCUGCAGGCCUGCCACCCCCGCUGCAAGGAGCAUGGCCAGUGUAAGAACGGACAGUGUGAGUGCCACCCCGGCUGGGAGGGAGAACACUGCAGCAUCGGUGAGUCCCGCCCCCCUGAGGACCAACACUACCACAGGAGGUUAAUACACAGAGCGUGUAAUGUGACUCUAGUAGCUAUUGCUCUGUUUAGAAACCUAGGGGCUGAUUUACUUUACCAAGACUUGAUGGUGUUUUAGCAUGUCUUAAACUGUGAUCACGCUUUACUAAUGUACUAAUGAAAGAUGUGUGAACCACUGAUUUUUGCAGAUACACAUCAAUGAAUAUGUACUCCAUUUGAGUGCAUAUUUUCUAUCACCACACAUUGUAAAUACUGUAGCAGUUUAGCAGACCAUUAGCUAUCCCAGUGAAUCAUCCAUCUGCUGUAUAAUUUAGACACACAGUUGUCAGAUGGAACACAGUCAUUCUUGCCCGGUUAUUCAAUUCAUCUGCUAGAAGAAAACAGGUACCAAACCUUGCUAGGCAUUUAGAGGGAGCGAGGCGGGGUGUUUAGGAGGGUAAUAUGUUACCAUGUGUCUUAGAGCCACUGGCUGGGGUUCAAUGAUGUCAGUGCCCUGCCUGUCUGUUAUACAAUUUAUCCACUUCGUUGCUGUUAUUUGAGAAUGAAAACUCAGAGUAACAAUGAAACUGUUGGUUGUGCCAGGCGCAUUUUCCAUCAGCCAUGGCCUCUUCCCUAGAGUGGAGGCAUUUUUAUUUUCUUGCAACUGAAUAAUUUGCUCCCCAAGUUCGAAAGCACUCAAUUAAUGUGAGUACACCUUGAUAGAACACUGAAGUUUGUCAUCUGGGACUCAUGGAAUUGGGUACUGCCAAGUGACUGAAAAGCACAUUUUAUAAAAGAACCGGAAGAUAUUUUUUCACUUCAGAAAUGCAAGAAAACAAUCCUGUGAAAUCGUUUCACUUGCCUUUAGAGAUGUGGAAUUGGAGAUGGGCUCUGUGUCUCUGUGGAUGUGUGAAUCAAAUCAUAAAGCUUAGCUCCUGGCACGUUAAUAGGCUGUAAUUAUCUCUUCAUGUGCCUUGGUGCUAGCAUAUUUUCUCUGAGGCUCAGAAAUCUAAUCUCACACACUUUUUUCUUUCUUCCUUUUAUCUUCAUGUGGUAUAUAGCACAUUACCUGGAUCUCGUUGUUAAAGGUAAGAUGCCCUCUCAUUCUUUAGGAUGGAAUUGUUUCAAAGCAUCAGGGGUUUUUGAAUGGUAUUCCUACUACCAAAGCACAUUCAUUGAGAUGUUAAUUAAUUCUGAGGAGAAAGUAUGAUGCCCAAACCAAUGGCAGAUCAUUCACCAUAUUCAAUUUAAUGUGAGAUGGAAUAUAACAAAAUAUGUAACAAAUGUUUUGGAAUGGCCAGACAUCUGGAUUUUAUGUAAAUGAAAAGCGUAGCAGCAUCUGUCCCCAUCUCCUUAAUCAUGAGGCAUGACUGGCAGUGUUCUGAUGAACAGACUGUCUGUCUUCUCUCUCUCUCUCUCUCUCUCUCUCUCUCUCUCUCUCUCUCUCUCUCUCUCUCUCUCUCUCUCUCUCUCUCUCUCUCUCUCUCUCUCUCUCUCCGUCUCUCUCUCUCUCUCUCUCUCUCUCUCUCUCUCUCUCUCUCUUCUCUCUCUCUCUCUCUCUCUCUCUCUCUCUCUCUCCAUCCAUCCAUCCAUCCAUCCAUCCAUCCAUCCAUCCAUCCAUCCAGACGGCUGUCCAGGCCUGUGCAAUGGCCACGGUCGCUGCACCCUGGAACAGAGCGGGUGGCACUGUGUGUGCCAGGCGAGCUGGAGCGGCAUGGGAUGCAACGUCGUCAUGGAGACCGAGUGUGAUGACAACGCCGACAACGACGGAGGUAAGGUCCCUGUGGAGGGUGGCCUGUCUGUGGCUCAAUAAUGAUUAAUGACUUGACCUCCUUCGCCGGUGAAGGUCAGGAGGAGGAAAUAUUUAGGACUCCUCUUCUCCAUCCCGACAUCUGAGCCAACAAGCCUUUCCCGCUCGCUUCAUUUUCCGUUUGUUAAAUCUCACCACCGUAGUCGACAUCGCUCACUACAGUAGUCGACAUCGCUCACUACAGUAGUCGACAUGGCUCUCAGACCAAGGAGACCUCUAGGUUUUCUCUCAGUGAUUUGCUGAUGGUAUGCUGCCUGCUGCUUGGCUCCUCUAAAGCAUUAAUGCUUGAGUGUAGAGCCCCUGGUGUUCCAGUGAACAAGGAACCAGAUAUGAGGCUUUGGAGCUCAGGUUCAAGGCCCAUGUCUUUGAGGGGAACAUGUAAAAGAUGGAGAAAGAUACCCAACAGUGGAGGCCAUUUGUGCAAGAAAGGGUAACCAAUUGUGCACUGACUUACAUCACGUUUUUGAUGUUUCAAAGUUUAAAAAGUUUACAAUGAUGUAAUAUGAAGUGUAAUACAUGUAAUGUAUGAAAAUGUAUGCACUCACUAACUGUAAGUCGCUCUGGAUAAGAGCGUCUGCUAAAUUACUAAAAUGUAAAAAUGUAAAUGUAAUGUAAUGUAGUAGUUACUGUAGUUUAGUAUGAUACAUUAACUAUCAUACUUCUGUAUGAGCACCAUGUCUCAUCUAGUGCAUGAGUUAGCUUCUUAUGUAAAUGUAUAUUUUUAUAUGAGGUGUAAAUUGGCUACAUUAGACUGCAUUUAUUUCCUUUGUGUGGCAAAGGAGAUAAAAACAUAAUACUGUGUACUGUACAGUCAAGCUACCAUCUGGAAAAAGGUUUGGUUUGGAAUGUUCCGUGAUCUCCUUUACCUAAAAAAAAAAGUUAUGUUUACGAUAAUGCAAUAUGAGGUGUAAUAUGAAGAAAUUAAGAGUAAUUAUGAAUACUGUACAUUCAUUUAAAGUGACAGUCUACAAAAUGUGUGAGCACUAUGUCUCAUCCAAUUCCACUACAUGAGUCAGAUGUUUAAAGGUGCAAUAUGCAUUACCUGGUUGCUAAAAUUCUAAUAGUUUGCCUAAUAUCAGUUUAUGUAACAAAACAGAGAAUCAUUUUACCAGCUAAACCGCUGUGAAAUAUAUUUUCAUUAACCAAAAAUAUUGUAUUUUGAGCUGUUUGAAGCUGGUGUACAAAACCGAAAGUAAUAGAGCAAAAACUAAACUUAAGAACGGGAAGCAUAGAAAUAGCGCACAUGGAAUAGACUUGCUUUCAAUGAGAAUGACAGAUCUAUAACUCACAUUUCUAUGUGAAUUUGGUCAGGUCGCCCAAAAAGUUACAUAUUGCAGCUUUAAUUCAAAUGUACUUCUUUAUAUAAGGUGCUAAUUGGCUACAUUCGACAGUGUUUAGUUCCUUUGUAUGUGCAGACAGAAGUGGUAGAGAAGGUAGGAGCAUAAUAUUGUGUACAGUCUGUUAGUCUAGCCAGUGUCUGGAAACAGGGAGAUGUGUUUGGAGCGUGAACUCUUUACCUCACCAACUCCUCAUGUUUUCUCAGCUCUGGCUGGUAGCACUUAAAAGAAACCCCAUUAUCUCUUACCUUCAGAGUUCUUAAUCAGGUUCUUUAUCCCAGUAAGCCUCUAGAUAGAAGCAUGCCAGCUUCUUCACUUUUACAAGUCUUCCUUCUUUGAUAAUUUUCACAGUUGCUCUAGCCGUGUUAGUGUGAUAAGGCAAAUAGUGCAGCGUGAUGUUAAUGUAUCUUUAUUUGUUUGUAGAUCAUAAAUCAUGCACUGUAUUUUCUUUCCUAACCCAAUACAAUAGAAAACAAAUUCACAAUUCAGCUCAGUAAUGUGCCGGCAGCCUGGGCAGUAAACCUUCACUGUAUUAUUCUACAACCUAAUUUAGUUUACACACGGCAGCUAUGUCUCUCCCUUCAAAGAUGUGACAACGCAUUGUGUGUGAGUUCUUAUGACUGAUGGGAAUCUUGGAUGAUGUACAGGCCUGCCUUUAAUGUAGAGGGAAAUUGUACGAGGCUCAAAUUAGCCAGACACUCCAACAAAGGAGAGGAGGAAAUAAUCACCCCAUGCCAAUUACUUCCCCAAGCCAAUAUAUAUACGUCAGAAUCCCAGAACACAUUCCUAUUUUCAUCUCAUCUGAACUCCAUUAGAAAUGCCAUUUAUAUUCCAAAUGAGGCCUCGUCAAAGGCAUUGGUUGGAAAAACUAAAUGGCAAAUGAUCACCUGGAAAAGAGCAGCGAUUAAGAGAAAAUAUAAUUACUUUUCCAACCAGCUGUAAAUGAGUUGCUAUAACCACAAAUGACCAUCCAGCCGUCAUUAUGAACACGGUGGCUGUGCACUGCUGAUGCACAGUGCUUUGUUUUACUUUUGCAGCUGUGUAUUAAUUAUACAACAUUAGUUCAGGAACAUGGAUAGCAAUUCUCCCCAAAAUAAAAAUGGUCUUCAUUAUUUUAUUGCAUUGUUUGUUUGUUGAUUAUGUAAAUAAGGUGGCAAUGGCAGGUACAGUAGAGCUGUCAUUGUUCUCAGAUACAGUAUUGUAGUGAGAUGUUCUAUACAGUAUUGUAGUGAGAUGUUCUAUACAGUAUUGUAGUGAGAUGUUCUAUACAGUAUUGUAGUGAGAUGUUCUAUACAGUAUUGUAGUGAGAUGUUCUAUACAGUAUUGUAGUGAGAUGUUCUAUACAGUAUUGUAGUGAGAUGUUCUAUACAGUAUUGUAACCAGCAAAAUGAAUACAUUGUGGUUAUGACCGAUGCAGUUAGAGUCAGCCCUGCCAACCAGCUAAUAGCUGGGCACAAUGCCUCCCUUACUUUGGCAGUCCAGCGCUGAAUGGGGAUGUUAUGGCUCUUGGCCCAGUAGUUAUGCUGUUGUGUUGGUCAGUCGUUUACUGAAUACAUUUUCUUUGGCACAUACUGUAUAUAACUUAUUAUUUUCUGUUAGCGUACCUAAAAUGUUAUUCUGAAUUAAUUCCACAUUGCACAUAUUUGCCAUCUGUGGUAUGUAACCAUACUUUUAAAACGUGUUAUGAGAAAGCGUUGCGGAAGGUGUGUACAAAAGACCAAGAGACAUUAUUCUGCUUUUAAUUACCAAUGUACUUUUGCUGUUGUGUGGCAUUCAAUGCCAGCAAUGUGAUGAAUGUCAACAUUCACUUAAGCACUAUUGAAACUGUCUGUCUGAGAGUAGUCUAUGGAUUUAAUGGACCCAACGUGCUACCGUUGCUCAGACCCACACAUAUUAGACAUUGAAGAGAACAUCGUUAAGAAGGUACUGUACUGCAAUUAUAGAGCAGCAAGUAAGUACAGUAUUAAGACUGUAUAAAUCAGAGGGGCAUUUUGCUCCUUGUCAGGUAUGAACUAUAUAUAUUGUUAUUCAUCAGCUUCUCCACAUUUUUCAAGUUUAAAUCAUCACAGCUAAGCCAUGUCUAACUGAUCUUCAUUACUGUGUGUUAAAGGCGCAAUAGGGUGGGGUGGAUGUACUUCCACUUAGGAGAAACAUUAUCCAUUUAUUCUAUACAUUUGGAAAUUUGAGAGAUUUCACAAGGUCCUCUGUGCUUUGAAUGUUAUUUAUCUCUUCUACCUGUAUAACAUUGGGAGCCUGAGAUACUGUACAGUGUAGACUUAGCUGUGAUGAUGUUGUGUUAUUGUGUUGGUGUAGAUGGCCUGACGGACUGUGUGGACCCGGACUGCUGCCAGCAGCCUAGCUGUCACAGUGGGCCUCUGUGCCAGGGCUCCCCGGACCCCCUGGACCUAAUUCAGCAGAGCCAGACCCCCUACGCCUCGCUCCUCUCACGCCUCUUCUACGACCGCGUACGCUUCCUGAUUGGAAAGGACAGCACCCAUGUCUUCCCUGGAGACAUCCCAUUCGACAGCAGGUAGAAUAGAUAAUAUAGCGGAUACAAUUUACCUCUGGUACCGCAGGAAUAGCUUGUUAUAUACUGUAGAGUUAUAAUUGCCACUGAAGUACAGAUCCCUUUAUACACAGCUAUUUGUAGGCUACCUCAGUACUCUGUAUGGAUAUAGCGCAUUUGCCUUUGUCAACUGAACUGGAAAACACUGUAACUUGUUAUAGUAUGAUUAAAAUACCCAGUGAACUAAAACCUUGCUCUCUCCUAGCCGAGCCUCAGUGAUCCGGGGGCAGGUGGUGGCACUAGAUGGGACCCCACUGGUGGGGGUGAACAUCAGCUUCCAGCAGUACCCUGCAUUUGGCUUCUCUGUCAGUCGCCAGGAUGGCAGGUAGGUAGACAGUGGUCUGGUAUUGUAUUGUGGAUACUAGAGUAAAUUGGCUUAAUAUGAUGCUUUGCCACUGCUGAUUGUGUGUUUGUGUGGAUUCUGUUCCUGUAGUUUUGACCUGGUGGCUGCAGGGGGCAUCUCAGUCUCCCUGAUUUUCCAGAGGGCUCCCUUCCUCAUGCAGAAACGCACCGUCUGGUUACCAUGGAACCAGUUUGUGGUUGUAGAGAAGGUCACCAUGGCGAGGGUGGAGUCUCGCCCCCCUGUGUGUGACCUGAAGAACCUGGUCAGUCCGUACCCCAUCGUCCUCCCCUCCCCUCUCAUCCGCUUCGCCAGCACCUGUGAGGAGCGAGGCCCAGCCAUCCCUGAGCUGCAGGUACAGUAGAUGGCCCACUCACCAGUCAGUAAAUACAUCAUAUAUACAGUCCCAGGGGUGCUCACUCAGCUUUCAAUUACCACCUAUACUAAACCAUUUCCAUAAUGCAUACAUCUCUACUCACAAUAUCAUUUUAUGAUGACUUCCAGGUGUACAUAAAAAAUUGCUGCAUUUUUCUUUAUUCUGGAUCCUGUCUAAUUUUCACCUGGCUCAUAUUGUACCUGUGAAAUCAUCUUAGAAUCUCACACUAAUCAGUUGCCGGGGCGAUUUAUUCCCAGAGCUGCCAUCUGCUCGCUAUCUUCUACCUCGAUCCCACUGAUAUUCCUACCUCAGCUUUGGAACUGUGUUUUGCAGAUUGUAGACGUCCUAGUUUGUUGUGGGAGAUAAUGAAACUGAUAGUGAUUUUAAUGAGGACCCAGUUCAGAGUGAUUGAAGCUGUGAGCAAUGAAGGGUGGGAGUGGCGGUUAGAUCAUCAGCAGUAAUUAAAAUGUCCUCCUGUACACUGCUAAUGAUAUAGAAUAUAGAUGUAAUUUAGUAUUCCAGGGGCAUCGUGUAUGCAGAAUAAAGUUCCAAAAGUGUAAAAAGUAUAGUGUUAUUUUGAUUUGAUUUUAAGAAAGUGAUAUAUAGUACUUGCUAGUAUAUCUUGGAGCGAGUACAAACACCAGGUGAUCAAAGAUACUUUACUGAAAAACUUGAAAGAUGUUUCUAUACGUAGUUUGUAUCCUCUGGCUUGUGAAGCCUUUCCAACUGCUGGUAACCAAUAGCACAUAAUAACAGCAGCCAAAAUCCUUUCUCCUCCUCCUCAGGCUGUCCAAGAGGAGAUCACCAUCCCUGGCAGUUUCUUAAAGCUCAGCUACCUGAGCACUCGCUCCCCUGGCUACAAGUCUCUGUUCCGCAUCAUCUUAACCCACUCCAUCAUCCCCACUGGCCUGGCUAAGGUGCACGUGUCCACCGCCAUCGAGGGACGACUCUUUCAGAAGUGGUUCCCUGCCGCCCCCAACCUGGUCUACGUCCUGGCCUGGAACAAGACUGAUGUCUAUGGGCAGAAAGUGGUGGGCCUGGCCCAAGCUCUGGGUAAGAUCAUAUGGAGCAUUUGAAUCAUGUCUUGUCAAGUACAUUCAGAUUCCCUGUAGAACAAAUAUAAUGUGCUGUAUUUCACUCCUUUGACAAUUUUCACCCAAGGGAUGAAAGCAAGCAACAUGCUCCAUGGGUAACUGUAGCUAAUGGCAAAUAAAAAUCUCUAAAGACAGUAUUACAUUCAGCAGUGUAACAGCAGAACAGCAUGUUACUUCUGUUCUACUUUAUUUUUAGAUAAUACAAUCAAACAGAGCUCUAAAGACAUUGUCAGUGGGUUAAUGGUCAGUAGUAUGAAAGACUGAGAGAUUUUUCAAGGGCCACAUAUAAGCUUUUUUUAUCAGUGGUUGAUUUAGUGUGCUGGCUGCCUUUUGGGAACUACAGCUCUGAUGCAUUGUUGCAAUUUGUCUUAAUGGAGGGAGUGUUACAAAUCUAACUGGAACAGAAAGCAGGGGCCACUCUUAUCUCUUUCACACACUGUGAGGAUGUCUCUCUUGAUUGCUCUCCAUGCCUUGCAUUACUGUCAGAUAGCAGAGUGUUUCUUGAUUGCCUGGCUGGUGUGCAUGUGUUGGAAUCCUUUCUCACUGACUACACAGUUUAAUCUGUGUGUAUUCAGCUCCUUGAUGGUGGAUAUGAGGCACUGUGGUUAAUAGUCUGUGAUAUAAAUAGGAAGUCCUGGAGAUGUUACGGCCCGUUUAUCUAUAAAUAACAUCGAACACAUGGCACAAUUAGAAACGACAUCCAAACUAAAUUGAAAUUCAAAACACAUUUUGUUAUGGUGCAAACAUAUUUUCAUCCACACUAAAUAAACCAGAGGAAGAGAUAAGGAGAUGAAGAAAGGCUCUAAUUUAUUCAUUUAUCUUUAUGUACCAGUGGGAAUUGAGCUCAACCUCAAACCUCUCCUCCUUACUCACCCUCUCUCUCUCCGUUGCCGAUAGUAACAGGCUGAUCUAUCAUGGUGACACAAGCAGGAGCCUGUAGCUACUCUGUGUGUAACUGACUAUGUCCUGCUUGUUGUGUGUGUGUGUGUGUGUGUGUGUGUGUGUGUGUGUGUGUGUGUGUGUGUGUGUUUGCGUGUGCUUCCUUCGCAUGUGUUUGUGUGGGUGUAUGUGUGCGUGUGGGUGGGUGGGUGAGAGAGGAAGAGAGAGACGUUGAGACAGAGCAAGAGAAUUGUGUGAGCGUGCACACAUACUGGUGGAUGCAGCAGAGAAUGACGGUAUCAGUGAUGCAUUAAAAAGGCUCGGGAGAAUCGCAGACUGUUAGCACAUACCCAGGCUGCGCUAUAACCACAAUGCUGCAUCGUUCCAGCCUCUGCCUGGACCACUGCAACUCUAGACUCACUGCAAUGUUACACUGUGUAGGAGCUAGUCGCACCAUCACAAAAGCGUUAGGGGUUGUUGUUUUCCAGGUGUGUCUCAUUGUAAUUGCAAUAACAACAGGGUAAUGAAUGCAUGACAAUUGGUGGCGUCACAUUAACAGCCAGUGGUCUCUUGUGUUCCAGUCUCUGUAGGCUAUGAGUAUGAGUCAUGUGCUGACUACAUUGUGUGGGAGAGAAGGAUGGCUCAGCUGCAGGGCUUUGAGAUGAUUGCCUCCAACCUGGGGGGCUGGUCCCUGGACAAGCACCACAUCCUUAACCUCCAAAGCGGUGAGGGCUCUGCCUGUUCCUCUGUGUCCCACUUCCAUUCAACAGUACUGUACCCUCAGCCCACCUGACCUGACACUAUUUCAUACCUGGUUAUCCAGUAGGAAUAUUGUGAAGACAUUCUUGCCAAACUAUCAUUGUUUUAACUUCCGUUUCAAAUGACUUGAUAUAGACAGACAGACCUACAUAGAAUUAUUACUGUAUUGUAUCAGAGAGUUCUGUUCUAUAUUGCUAUAUUGCGUCAGUUUUAGAUAAGCUUUUGAGAGAGCCAGUUUUAUGCAUCCCUCUUGGCCUUGUUGAACUUUGAAGAUUCUAGGAAGGACUAGUCAUUCCUCUGGAUUUAAUUGUAAUUGCUAGUUGUCCUUCAACUCCAGGUGUUCUACACAAAGGGAAUGGAGAGAACAUCUUCAUCUCCCAGCAACCGCCAGUCAUCUACACAGUGAUGGGUACGGGCUACUUGCGCACUAUCCCCUGCCCCAACUGUAACGGCCCUGCCCUGGGUAGCAAGCUCUACGCUCCUGUCGCUAUCACCUGUGGCUCCGACGGCAGCAUCUACGUUGGCGACUUCAACUUCAUCAGAAGGAUUCUGCCCAAUGGAUUUGUCAUCAGCAUUUUAGAAUUGAGGUGACACUCCAGACCAAUAGUUAAAGAUGCUUUUCAGUGUUUUUCUGUGAUUAUGUAUUUGUACAUUAUCUCAAACACUAUUUGAGGUUGACGCAUUCAAAAUAUAUACUAUAAUGAAAGUUGUUGUGGUGCUUGUUGCCAAGCUAUAUUGCUAUUUCUGCUGUUGUUAUUGUUACAUUUUUAACGUGAAAUGGAAAAAGAUGGGAAAAUAAGUCAUCUAUUGUGUACACAGCACAUCAACAAACUGAACUGAGAAGUUUAAUUGAAAUGCUUUCAUAAGUAUAAUCAUGGAUCGAAGAGAAGAUAUUUCUCCAAGGAUAAGAACUAAUACGCUUUCUCUCUCUUUAAUACAACGCUGCUAGGAAUCGAGAUAUCAGGCACAGGUACGUUUUCAAUACUGUACUCAGUCACACUCAGAACAUAAUGUAUUUUCCUGAAAACAGUUUUUUAUGACACUGCUGCAUGAAAAGAGCGGUUCUUCAGUUGCAAACCGCCAGCCUACCUUUCAUGGAUGAUGUUCUUAUUUGGUUACAUAAUACAGGAUUUGAAAUGAGGAGACAUUCAGUCAAUAUGGAAGUGUAUUGACCUGGAUUUAAAGUAGGUCUGUUCAAUGUUGUUCCUGGAGGGCCGAAAUACUUAUUGUUUUCAUCCUCUCCUUCUAAUAAGGGACUAAUUCAGACCUGGAACACCAGGUGAGUGCAAUUAACUACCAGGUAGAAACAAAAAACAGAAGUGUUUUGGCCCUCCAGGACUGGAAUUGAACAGCCCUGAUUUAAAGGUAGCAAGGAUUAGAAAUGGGCUAUCUUCGGAGAGAAAUCCAGACGCAGCGAGGUCUUUAAAGGGUGCCUCUUAUCAUAGACAAGCCCCAGCCUUUCAUGUGUGUUUAGAUGGUUGAGCGCCCCGCUGAAAAGGCCAGUGUAACACUGUUGUGUUGGGAUAGGCUUCUCAUACUCUCUCCCCCAAACGAACAGGCUCUCAUCUCUCCCAGAGAUAUGAUUCAUCUUUUCAUGCAGCUGUCAUGUUCGCAAUUGAUUCUUUCUCAAUCAAAGUCUGUAAAAAAAACUAACUGAACUAGCUUUGCUUUUUCCCUGCAUGUAUGGCAUGGCACACCCAACUAAAGCCUGAGAUUAGUAAUUUUCCUCUGCGAAUAGCCUAAUGUUUACAGAGAGUGUUUCCUGGUGAUUGUAGUAGAUGUCAUCGUUCACUGGGAGGCAUGCCAUCACACAUACAGUAGCUCUUAGACUCUCUGUCAGGGCUCUCAUUACACAGGCACUUAGGUUGCCUCCAUCAUUUUCAGUGGUGGAAAAAGUACUAAAUUAUUAUACUUGAGUAAAAGUAAAGAUACCUUAAUAGAAAAUGACUCAAGUAAAAGUGAAAGUCCCCCAGUAAAAUACUACUUGAGUAAAAGUCUAAAAGUAUCUGAUUUUAAAUGUACUUAGGUACAGUGGUGGAAAAAGUACUUAAUUGUCAUACUUAAGUAAAAGUAAAUGCUUUACAUCAAAUUCCUUAUAUUAAGCAAACCAGACGGCACGAUUUUCUAUUUCUUUUUUUUUUACGGACAGACUGGGGCACACUCCAACACUCAGACAUCACUUAGAAACGCAGUAUUUGUGUUUAUUGAGUCCGCCAGAUCAGAGACAGUAGGAAUGAAAAUGUGUUAUAUUGAUAGGUGCAUGAAUUUGACAAUAAUUCUGUCCUGCCUGAGCAGUCUAAAUGUAACGAGUACUUUUGGGUGUCAGGGAAAAUGUAUGUGAGUAAAAAGUACAUUGUUUUCUUUAGGAAUGUAGUGGAGUAAAAGUAAAAGUUGUAAACAAUAUAAAUAGUAAAAUAAAGUACAGAUACCCCCAAAAAACAACUUAUUAAGUUGUACUUUAAAGUACUUUAUAUUUAAUGACUUUACACCACUGAUCUUUUUGUCAUGAUUUCAGUCCCCUUUCAGUUGCAGUGCAUUUACUGUAAAGGUGAUACAGAUGUCAGAAUUAGAGCUGUAUGGAUUUUUAUCAUAUCUUCAAGUGAAAAGAUUGAGUUUGUCUGUGGUUGGCAGAUGUUUGCUUCACGUCAGUGAGAUGUUAAUGACGGAAUUGAUGACGUGGUUCCUUUUGAGCAACCAUUUAAGAUGAAAGACUGUUGAAGGAAACGGAACUGGUGUUUAGUGAUAAAAGCCAGCUCUCUGGGGAUCGAUCAGUAAAUGUGUAUUUCAUAUAUACCAGGGAUGGGCAACAUUGAUGGGGUGUGGGGGCCGCAAAAAAACAGAAAUCAUCAUGAGGGGCCGCAGUGGCUCGUGGGUCUGCGUACCCAAUUCUUAAAAUUUUGCCAUAGGGUGGAGGCAAAUGUCUGCAGUUUUUAUAUGAUAACUGAUGAUCAAUGGGCCCCACCCUGGUCGGUAUUUUGACCAUUGCUUACUACAAGUUUAGAUAGCUGGCCGCUAGACCAACCACAUUUCGAAAUUGCACCUUGUGUAGUCUAUUAUUCUAACUCUCAACAGUAAUUUGCGACCCCAACUGUGUUCCCCCCCCCCAAAAAAUAAAAAUUAUUUGUAUUAUUAUUUCUUUUUUUAUUGGUCCACAGGCCUGCAAAAGGGGGACCACGGGCCGCCAGUUGCCCAUUCCUGAUAUAUACAAAUAGUACAUGGUUUAUGUUUUUUGUACUGUAGACCUAAGUGACAGGGUAUUUUCUUUUCAGCUCCAGCCCAGCCCAUAAGUACUACUUGGCCAUGGACCCAGUAAGGGAGGCCCUCUACUUGUCCGACACUAGCAGCAGGAGGGUCUACAGACUCAGGACCCUCACAGAGCCCAAGGACCUGGCCAAGAACAUGGAGGUGGUGGCAGGGACGGGGGACCAGUGCACCCCUUUCGACCAGGGCCACUGUGGAGACGGGGGCAAAGCCAUCGAUGCCUCCCUCAACAACCCCAGA